Pseudonaja textilis is the source of this 927-nucleotide messenger RNA. The record is from RefSeq and is a predicted model, not a curated record. Lineage: Eukaryota; Metazoa; Chordata; Lepidosauria; Squamata; Elapidae.
UGCGGGGCCGGGCGCGGCGCCUGCCCCGUCGCCAGCCGGGCGCGCAGCCAUGAGCCAGGCGGAGUUGUCGGCCCCGCGCUCGGCGGCGGCGGCGGCGGCGCCCAGCCAGCGCGUCUUCCAGGAGGCGGUGCGCAAGGGCAACACGGCCGAGCUGCACUCGCUGCUGCAGAACAUGAGCAGCUGCGAGUUCAACGUGAACUCCUUCGGGCCGGAGGGCCAGACGGCGCUGCACCAGUCGGUGAUCGACGGCAACCUGGAGCUGGUCAAGCUGCUGGUCAAGUUCGGCGCGGACAUCCGGCUGGCCAACCGCGACGGCUGGAGCGCCCUGCACAUCGCCGCCUUCGGGGGCCACCAGGACAUCGUCCUCUACCUGAUCACCAAGGCCAAGUACUCGGCCGCCGGCGGCGGCGGGGGAGGCGGCGCGGGCGGAGGCGGCGGCCGCGGCUGACUGAGCGCGCUCCGGGAACUCCGUCGCGGCGUCCGCGGCGGCGGCCCGCAAUCCCCUCCGGUCCAGCCCGCCGCGGAGGCGCCUCCCGAGGACUCAGCCCUGCGCCGCUUCCGGGAGAGAUGCGCGCUUGUUGGCCGGCCGGCUCCCCCCGCCGCUUGGGCAGAGGAGACGCGGGCGCUGGGCCGGACCUCCCCGCCCUUCGGGAGCUGUACUACCGCCGCCGCCGCUGCUCUGCCUCUCAUCUACCUCGGUUCUUCCACAGUGUUGGUUCCUCCGCUCGCUCGCUCGAUCGAUCCUUCCUUCCUUCCUUGGCGCCGACCGGCUGCUGCCCGCCGCGCCCAGGACCUGGGUCCCCUCCGGCCCGUCUCAAGCAGCCAAGCCGACUUCGGAGGGUCCGACUUGCAGCUCUUGCUCCGGAGCAAGACGCCCGUUCGCUUUUUGUCUGGUGUCCAGACCGCAAUCGCCGCUCCCCCGCUCGC